GUAACCAGUGGGUAGCCUCUUGGGAGGAGUUAUGCAAAUAUCCAAAUGCCUUGAUGGGUGGGUGUCAGUCUGGAGGAGUUCAAGGCAGGGUGUAUGUGCAUAGGUAACACCCACAUCCAUGACUGAAAGAACUAAAAUCCAAUGAAUAAAAGGGGGUGGGACAAAAGCCAUUCCAGUCUGGGGGAGGAGCUGGUACACCUGUGCAAGACUGUAGGGGAGGAGCCGGUACACCUGUGCAAGACUGAGGGGGGAGGAGCCGGUACACCUGUGCAAGACUGGAGGGGAGGAGCCGGUACCCUGUGCAAGACUGGAGGGGAGGAGCCGGUACACCUGUGCAAGACU
Messenger RNA from Staurois parvus, 342 nucleotides. NCBI's taxonomy places the organism in Eukaryota, Metazoa, Chordata, Amphibia, Anura, Ranidae. The record is from the annotation of a GenBank genome assembly.